Alternaria burnsii is the source of this 2043-nucleotide messenger RNA. Its product is annotated as eukaryotic translation initiation factor 3 subunit 3. Bases 1 to 2043 code for a protein of 680 amino acids. Gene Ontology annotation, cellular component: cytoplasm. NCBI's taxonomy places the organism in Eukaryota, Fungi, Ascomycota, Dothideomycetes, Pleosporales, Pleosporaceae. The transcript is spliced from 4 exons. The record is from RefSeq and is a predicted model, not a curated record.
AUGCAACAGGCCUCCUCGCCUGUCCUCCAGCAGCUCCGGUCACUGCACCCUGGUGCCCUUCAGACGCUCCACCAGUCGCCAGACGGAACGCUAUACCCCCACAACCAGGUCCUACCGGAGCUUCAAAACCUCCACACGAGCGAUGUAUACCAACACCAAUAUGCCCUGAGCGGGCCACAACACCCACCACCACCCUCACAUGCCCACGCGCUGCCAGUGCAUUUCGAGCAACAUGCGCUUCCGCCUUCAGGUCCGUACCCGCCUUUUCAGCCGGCGGGCUAUCAACACGGCGCGAGUCCACGAUUCAUGAACGCGCCCCCUCCCCCACUCCAAGACCACGCGCAACAGUAUCACGCGUCUCCUCCUCAGACGGUACAACGCCCGAUUCAACAGCUUCCCCUGCCACCGCCUGCACCGCCCAUACUCUCGGCACCGCAACCGCUGCCACGACAUGUAGAGCAGGCGCCGUUGCCGCACAAGCAAGAGAGUCAGGACGAGGACACUCCAUUGUCCAAUCAUGGCCAAUUUCAAGGCCUGAAGCUCAUCCCCAACCCGCCAGACUUGGAGCAAUGGAGGGAGAGAUUGUUUCACGUGGAUGACAUGAUUACUCUGACUGAGGAGCAAUUUCAAACUUACUUCCCGCAUAUCGACAACGUCUACUCGCAUCGCUCGACCCAGCGCCACAAACGGAAGCGCUUCGUAUCACACUACUGGGACUGUCGGCUCAAGGGCCGGCCACCAGGAACCAAAAAGUCCACAGAUCCAGAUAAGAAAAAGAGGAAGAGAAUUGCGAGAGAGCGGGAUCUAUGCGAUGUCAAGAUCAAGAUCACCGAGUUCUUCGAUCGACGCGAGUAUGAGGAACAGCUUGGCCGGCGCCCGCCAGGCACGGAAAACGAUCCGCCUAGCCCGAUAGCAUCCAACAUGCCCAUCAACCCAGGUCUGAAUGGAAGCCAGAAUCAGAACCCGCAGUUCUUCGGACAGCCACCGUUGCUACCACAGCAGCCAGCUGGAACCUGGGAUGUACCUCCAAACAUGGCUUCUCAGUCAGGAAUGAACAUGCAGGAAUACCCAAUAUCAUCUGGCUCUUCGUCCAAGAAGUUCUAUACAUUCCAGCGAGUCAAUGGAAAUGGCGGGAAUGGCAAAGGCGACGGCGUUGCUGGGCCACAUAAACAUACACUCGAAGAGAGUGAUCGCGUAAAGAAGAACAGCGUCAUCAGAUGGCAGGCAAAGAUCGACAAAGAUGACAGGAGGAAAAUGCAGGGCGGAGAUUCUUCCAAGAAGACGUACCACAAGAAAGCCACUGGAAAUGCUUUGACAACAGUCAAGAACCAUUCGAAAGAGGACGAUCUUAAGCUGUACGGUAGCGCGUUCUGCCCCUUCGUGCAGCGCGUAUGGAUAUCCCUAGAGCACAAGCAAAUACCCUACCAAUACAUCGAAGUGGAUCCCUACAAGAAGCCCCAAAGCCUUCUCGACGUCAACCCACGCGGUCUGGUACCCGCUAUCCGACACGGCCCAACAUGGUCAACCCACGAGUCAACCGUCAUCAUGGAAUACCUUGAAGACCUUCAAACCGGAUCCCACCUCCUGCCCCCAGAUGCACAAACGCGCGCUACCUCGCGCCUCUGGUCUGACCACGUCAACCGCAAUAUCAUCCCAUGGUUCUACAAGCUCCUCCAAUCCCAAGACUCCAACGACCAAGUUUCCCACGCAAAGGAACUGCGCGAUCAGAUUGGCAAGCUAGUCGAUGCCGCAGAUCCCGACGGCCCUUUCUUCCUUGGUCCCCAGAUCUCUUUCGUAGAUGUACAGAUCGCGCCGUGGGUGCUACGGUUGCGUAGGGUGUUGGGACCGUAUAGGGGCUGGCCCGAGGCUGAAGAGGGAAGCAGGUGGAAGCGAUGGAUCGAUGCGAUUGAGGCGGAUAGGAGUGUCAAGAUGACUACUAGUACUGAUGAGCUUUAUUUGGAUAGCUAUGAACGGUAUGCGGAGAAUAGGCCGGGGACUAGUCAGCUUGCAGACGCUGUUAACAGUGGGAGGGGUCUGCCUUGA